Molecule: messenger RNA, 504 nt
Organism: Lizanozyma spartinae
Lineage: Eukaryota; Fungi; Ascomycota; Pichiomycetes; Serinales; Debaryomycetaceae
Gene: AIM11
Exons: 1
Coding region: 1-504 (167 amino acids)
Cellular component (GO): mitochondrion
Source: RefSeq, a predicted model, not a curated record
AUGAAUGAAAGACCUCCUAUAGUCAACUCCAUUAUCACAAUGGUAUGGAAACUUAACGAGAGCAGUGACGAAUAUAAGACUCGUAGAAGAAGGCAAAUGCAGCUCUUCUUUGGAGCUGCUGCUGUUACGAUUUUAUCAAGCAGGUUUGCCUACAGAGCAACAUUGGCAAGACAAUUUAUUCCUACAAUGUUCCAAGGAAAUCACCAUCCUCCUACUUCAUACAAUUUUACGGCAGAUGCAGCAGUUGCCGUUGGAACUGGUACACUUCUCUGUUUACUGGUAAGUGCCAUGAUGUUUAGUGGUAUUGGAUGGUGUAUUGAUGUGAGUGAAUUCCGAGAGUUUGGUUGGAGAAUGAAACGAUGGAUGGGAGGAGAAGAAAAUCAGCGUCAGUUAAGUGCUGUACCUUUAGAUGAAGAGUCCAAAGUAAUUCAAGACGGGUUGAACGAUUUGCUUGAAGGAAAGUUUGAUGAUAUUGAGUUUGAAGAGCAUGAGAAUAAGCAGUGA